AUGUCUCUCCAUCUCCCUGCCUCAAGUCUUCAGGCUACAUCCCCCGCAGAAUCUGACAUCGAUGCUAGUUCUGCAUCCUCAGUGACAGGGAGCGACUAUGCCGAUGAGGACAACAACUUUGACGACUGGGUCUCGGAUCAGAUGGAGGCGCAGCCUUGUCGUUCGCUGUUUGAGGAUAAGACUCUCCCAAGUGCCGGCGAAGCAUUGAAAUACGAUGAGGAGACGUAUGGAUUUGGGUUGGAUGCUGUUUGCGAGAAGCUUGCUCUGGAUGCGUAUGGGCGGAUACGGCUUAUCAACUUCAUUCGCAAAACGAGGCCGUCGGCGAAGGAUAUGCAGAACUUGAUGGGCUCGGAGGCCUUUCUAUCCGCAGACGAAUAUCUUAUCCCCUCCGUUGAAGAUGACCCUCUCCUUCAACCCGACCCUGACUCCUGGUCUUCUGACGAGGACGAAGCGCCCCUAGCUUCGUCCAGCUUCAAAGCCAAGUCAAAAGCCCCAGCAGAUACACCAAAGGACCUCCCGGGAGCACUCAAACGCGUGCGUGCUCUGGAGGCUAAGCUUUCAGCAGCACGUCAGGACAUGGCCGACUACCGCAAGCUCGUCGCGCAACGGCUAGACGCGGCGCGGCUGGCAGACAUCGCUGCUGAGCCAGGACCAUCGGCGUCUGGUGCAAGUGUAGCAUCGGUAAGAGACGAUGAUACUCAUUAUUUCGAGAGCUACGCGGCCAAUGACAUUCACGCUGUGAUGAUCCAAGACAAAGUCCGAACGUCGACGUACGCGUCAUUUAUCCUGCAGAACCCGAUGCUGUUCCGCGACGCGAUCGUUCUCGACGUUGGGUGCGGGACUGGCAUUCUCUCGCUUUUCGCGGCUCGUGGUGGAGCACGGCACGUGUAUGCGGUCGACGCUAGCGGAGUUGCGGAGAAGGCGAAGGCGAUUGUGAAAGAGAAUAAACUGGAGGACAAGAUUACCGUCAUCCAUGGCAAAGUUGAAGACAUCACCCUUCCCAACGGCGUCGACAAGGUCGACAUCAUCAUUUCCGAAUGGAUGGGAUACGCACUCCUAUACGAGUCGAUGCUCGACUCGGUUCUUCGCGCACGCGAUCGCUUCCUCAAGCCUGGAGGGGUGCUUGCUCCAAGCCAGGCUCAUAUGGCGCUCGCGCUAUGUGAGGGAAGCGAAAUAUGGAAAGAGAGGAUCGGAUUCUGGGGAGAUGUGUACGGGUUUGAUCUGUCGGAGAUGGCCAAGUGCGUGUAUGAAGACGCGGUUGUGGACGUCGUUGGCCCCGAGUCGAUAAUCAGCGCACCCUGCGUGGUUAAGGACAUUCUUAUCUCGCAAAUCACACCCGCCAAACUCGACUUCUCAGCGCCAUUUUCACUCACAUGUACUUCCGACCGGCGGACUAAGAUCCGUGCCCUCGUGUUGCACUUCGACAUCUUCUUCACGACACACGGCCGACCCAUCCCUCCGGGCACGCAGGUCCACCUCAUUCCAGAGGGCGAAGCCGCGCUCGCGGAGGUCUGGCCCGUCGGCGGACGGCCACCGCAGCGCCGCUCUUCGCAGGGAGGCGGGCUCAAGCGGCGGUCGUCGCUUGCCCCUGUCGAAGGCAGCUUGCAGUUCGGCGGAGUCGAUGGAGAGGCGAGGGUGGUAGUGGACGAGGCAGAGGAGAAGCGGAAGGCGGAGGCAGCGCAGCGCGAGAAGGAGGCGGCGCGUGUAACGAGCUUUAGUACGGGCCCGAGGAGCGUGCCGACGCAUUGGAAGCAGACGAUAUUUUUCUUGAGGGAGCCGAUUGUUGCUGGUGAUGGUACUAUCGUGCGGGGAACAUUUAGCUGCAAAAAGGCGGACGAUAAUUCGCGCGAGCUAGAUGUCGAGAUUCACUAUGCUGUUCAGCAGCCCGGCGAGGAUGCCUUCGGAGACGUUAUUGUACAGAUGUACAAAGUGCGGUGAAGCUUCUGAUCUUUGUAGAAAUGAACAGUCGGUGAAGUUGAAAUGUAUGCUCUACGAUUUCUUGUAUCUUGAUGUAUGGACUCGUCUUCGGGGACGUGUGUUUCGUUGCC
Molecule: messenger RNA, 2048 nt
Organism: Coniophora puteana RWD-64-598 SS2
Lineage: Eukaryota; Fungi; Basidiomycota; Agaricomycetes; Boletales; Coniophoraceae
Product: S-adenosyl-L-methionine-dependent methyltransferase
Exons: 8
Coding region: 1-1938 (645 amino acids)
Biological process (GO): peptidyl-arginine methylation
Cellular component (GO): nucleus
Molecular function (GO): protein-arginine N-methyltransferase activity
Source: RefSeq, a predicted model, not a curated record